Molecule: messenger RNA, 774 nt
Organism: Adineta steineri
Lineage: Eukaryota; Metazoa; Rotifera; Eurotatoria; Adinetida; Adinetidae
Source: the annotation of a GenBank genome assembly
AUGAGUGGAAAUGAUGAUAAUCUUCAACCAGUUAAAUAUCUCGGGAAAGUACGUUCAUUAUAUGCACAUGGAAUAGGUGUAGCUAUUGAACCUGUACGUAUUGUAUGGACUCGUUCAAAAAAAGGUUCACGAUAUAAUCGUUGUGCUAUAUCAAUACAUCCAUUUGGUUUAUCUAUUUAUGAAGAAAUAGCUAAUGGAACAUAUAAAAAUGUUUGGUCAGAUGGUAUUGAAGAUAUAUCUUAUUGUGUUGCUGAACCAUUAUAUCGUCGUAUAUUUGCAUGGAUUGCUCGUUCACCACGUACAAAUGAACUUGAAUGUCAUGUUAUAUUAUGUAAAACAAGUAAACGUGCACGUAUCUUAGCUGAAUUAUUAGCAAAAUCAUUUCAUGAUUCUUAUCGUUAUCGACAACAACAACAACAACAGCAGCAGCAGCAACAACAACAACAACGAGCUAUUGAAACAACAUCAUUAUCUGCACGUUGUUCUGUAUGUGAUACUAUCGCUCGACAAGAACAAAAUACUCGUUUACGUCCAUCUCUAUUUCGAAGUCAUUCACAUGAUCAUAAUUAUCAUGAUGAUAUUGAACGAAAUCGACAAAAAAUACCGAAUGAUUAUGAACGUGUAUCAUCAUUUAAUACAUCAAAUGUUGCACGAGCUUUUGUACGAAGUUAUGAAGGAAAUUCAAGGAAUAGCAGUAGUCGUCGAAGUAUUGAUAAUGAUACAACAUUAGCUGAUGAAGAAUCAAUUAAACCAGUUGAAUAUUAUCGAGGAUAG